Armigeres subalbatus is the source of this 1458-nucleotide messenger RNA. Its product is annotated as phenoloxidase-activating factor 2. The transcript is spliced from 5 exons. Lineage: Eukaryota; Metazoa; Arthropoda; Insecta; Diptera; Culicidae. The coding region runs from base 168 to 1412 and encodes 414 amino acids. The record is from RefSeq and is a predicted model, not a curated record. Gene Ontology annotation, biological process: proteolysis. Gene Ontology annotation, molecular function: serine-type endopeptidase activity.
UGUUACCUUGUUCAACGAAGACCCCCGUCACAGUCUCGCUAGCGAUCGUUUUUUCGGUUUAUGUUGUAGUCUCUUGCCGCAGUGUAUUGUCGGCUUCGUAAGAGUGUAGAUUGAAGCGUGAUCGCGCGUUCGUGCUUUGCUUGAUCCCUCAACGAUCCAAGCUCCAAAUGAAGGUGGCUUUUGUGGUAGCGGCAAUGGCCGUUGCAGUUGCAACGGCUCAAUCGAUCGAUAAGAUAUAUUUCCCAGAAAAUGAAACAUCGAUUCUGGAUUUUGCGAACCGAGCAAGCUUCGACGAAGUGGUAACACCAGAUCCGCUAGGGCCUAAUUCGCCGACGCUAGCCCCAAUGACAUUAACCACAGCCCAAGGAGAAAAAUGCACCUGCGUUCCUUAUUUUAUGUGCAAGCCCGAAGCAGAAUUCGCUGAUCAAAACAAGUUCAACGAGAUCGAUGUCAACUACAAUCCGGAAAGCUGCCAAGAUGUUCUGGAUGUAUGCUGUCGGGCUGCAGAUUCAUUGGUGGUUCCCAUGAAUAAUACACCGGGAGUAGUCUCAAACCGAAAACCUACUGGAUGUGGUCUCAGAAACAUUGGUGGUAUAGAUUUCACGCUUACUGGAAAUUUCAAUAAUGAAGCUGGCUUCGGUGAAUUCCCUUGGACUGUUGCCAUUAUCAAAACUUCCGACGGCUCUAGCCAUUGUGGAGGUUCGUUAAUCCAUCCCAACCUGGUACUUACGGGAGCGCACUGCGUCCAAGGCUACCGCAGAGGAGAUCUUAAAAUUCGAGCCGGCGAAUGGGACACGCAAACGACGAAGGAACGGUUACCUUUCCAGGAACGAACGGUUAUCCGUGUCAAUAGCCACCCCGAUUACAAUCCAAGAACAUUGGCUUCGGAUGUGGCCGUCUUGGAAUUGGAAAGUCCCAUAACCUUAGCUGACCACAUCAAUGUGGUAUGCCUGCCCCCUAAUAACUACGAUACCCGGCGAUCCGACUGCUUUGCUAGUGGUUGGGGAAAGAACCAAUUUGGUAAAGCGGGCCGUUACAGCGUGAUCAUGAAAAAGGUCCCUCUUCCCUUGGUGGAAUCGUCAACCUGCGAACGCCAACUGCAAGCGACACGUCUAACGUCCCGAUUCCGGUUGCAUCAAACGUUCAUCUGCGCUGGAGGUGAGCCCGGUGUCGACACGUGUGAAGGAGAUGGCGGUGCUCCGCUGGUGUGUCCGAUUGGCCCUGCUAAUGAGAACCGAUAUACCCAGAUGGGAAUGGUGGCCUGGGGAAUCGGAUGCCACGGUAAAGUCCCAGCAGUUUAUUCUAAUGUGAUGAGAUUCCGAUCUUGGAUCGACAAUGUGGUGAGAACGCUUGGCUUCGAUGUGUCCGUUUACGAUGCCACGCAAUCGCAGUUCUCCGCACUGUUCGCAUAACUACGCUGAAUAUUUGAUAUGCUUUAAAUAAACGAAUAAAGACUUA